This is a messenger RNA of Striga asiatica, 1479 nucleotides long. Lineage: Eukaryota; Viridiplantae; Streptophyta; Magnoliopsida; Lamiales; Orobanchaceae. The record is from the annotation of a GenBank genome assembly.
AUGGAGGCAUCGAGCAGCCCUGUAAUGGCCGGUCUCUUGGCAUUUUCCUUAUCUGGAGCCUCCUCCUGUGGGCUCACUUUUCUCUUAGAUGAUUGCAUAAUCACGCAAUCAUCUCCUUCCCGGCCUUUCCUCCUUCGCCUUCCUCAGCCGCGCGGCGCCACCGCUUCCAGCGGAAAAAGAGUGGAUAUGGAAAUUGCCGUCGAGCAGGGCUGCAGGCGGCGCGGGGCCGACGGAUCUGGGGAAACCUGCGGGAAAGUAGCUGAGGGGAAUGGAAAUGGAAACAGAGGAGGCGAAAACUUCUCUCAGGGUCCUUUCCCCUUCAGUUCAAAUAAUAAGACCAAGUUGCUGGUGGCUCUGCGUGGACGACCAUUAGAGUACUUGGCAAUUUCGAUCGACAAUAGAGGCCAUAAAAUCGAAAAUUAUAAUGAUUAUCCAUAUCCAAACAGUUAUCAUUACCCCUUUGCUAGUUGCAAUGGUUUGUUGUUGCUUUUUUUUGAUGAUCCACACUACACAGGAACGCCUCUAGGAGAGGUUCUAUGGAAUCCCACCACCAGCCAAAUCAAAAUCCUUCCUCCAUCUCCGGCAUCCUUGGACCCAAGGUUUUCGAAGUUGAGCUACGGUUAUUUUGGUUUUGGGUUUGAUCCGGCGUCUGAGGACUACAAGGUGAUAAGAUUUCUCAGGCAUAAGGUUUGGGACCCUAAUCAAGACAAUCGCAACCCCUUGAUGCCUCUUGAGGCGGAACUGUAUUCACUCUCAACUAAUUCGUGGAUAUCAAUCAACAUUGGUCCUGACACUUAUCCAAGCCAUGGGGUUCACAUAAACGGCUCUUAUUACUGGCUUAAUAUCGCAGUGCCUGGUGGUAAUAUUAUGUCUUUUGACUUUGCUAGUGAGAAGUUUGCUUCUUGGUCUAUUCCCAUGCCACCGACCAAAAACCUCGAAAGAAAUGUAUUUCAUCUUUUCAAGCUCGUGGAAUAUCAUGGGUCACUUGGUGCUAUUGUUCGCUGGUCAAAUUGUGUUGCUGAUCCUUUGUAUAGUUUUGAAGUUUGGGUGUGGGGUGUCAACGUAUGGGGGGAAUGGGAGUGGUCCAUAGUGUCCACGUUUGACAUCCCCAUUCGUAUGAGUUAUAGAUGGAACCAUAUUGGGAGUGAUAAAAUAAUUCUUCUAGACGAGGAGAAGCGUGAUCUCAUGUACUACGACUGGGCAAGGAACAGGUUGGAGAAGAUUGCUGGUGUGACUACUGAUACGGUGGUGGACUUUUUCCCUUUGGUCGAAAGCUAUGUUCCAUUCAAAGAAAGGCGGCUUGCAGCAGCACUGGAAGCAACCCACAAUCUUCAAGUUGUUUUCACCAAGACAACAAUCCUCCACAAUCAAGUCAGCCUAUCUUCCUUAUGUCGUUCGAGAGGCUCCUCGGGUCUAAAUGUAGUGCAUCUUGAUUCUAUUCAUACCUUGGGGCAGGGCCAGCUAGGCGACAGCCCAUGA